CUCGCUUUCCUCAAGAUGUUUAUUGCUCGGUCAGAGUAUGAUCGAGGGAUCAAUACCUUCUCGCCAGAAGGCCGUCUCUUCCAAGUCGAAUACUCCCUCGAGGCGAUCAAGCUAGGAUCAACCGCAAUCGGAGUUGCCACGAGCCAAGGUGUCGUUCUUGGCGUAGAAAAGCGAGUGACCUCCACCCUGCUGGAGACAUCGUCCGUCGAGAAGAUAGUGGAAAUCGACCGUCAUAUCGGAUGUGCCAUGUCAGGCUUGCAAGCCGAUGCUCGAUCGAUGGUCGAGCAUGCCCGUGUCGAGUCGCAGAACCAUGCCUUCCACUACAACGAGCCACUCAGGGUUGAGAGCUGCACACAAGCGAUUUGCGAUCUGGCCCUGCGCUUCGGAGAGGGUGCGGAUGGCGAGGAGAGCAUUAUGAGCAGACCUUUCGGUGUCGCUCUGUUAAUUGCGGGAUAUGAUGAGGAUGGUCCACAGCUGUAUCAUGCGGAGCCAAGUGGCACUUUCUAUAGAUAUGAUGCGAAGGCUAUUGGAUCGGGAUCGGAGGGGGCUCAAGCUGAGUUGCAGAACGAGUUUCACAAGUCGCUCACCAUAGAGGAAGCCGAAACUCUGGUCUUGAAGACGCUAAAGCAGGUUAUGGAGGAGAAGCUGGAUUCAAAGAACGUCCAACUGGCAAGUGUGACCAAGGAAAAAGGCUUCCGGAUCUAUACAGAUGCGGAGAUGGAAGCAGUUGUAGAGAGAUUACCAGCGAAUUGA
This is a messenger RNA of Amorphotheca resinae ATCC 22711, 753 nucleotides long. RefSeq lists its product as hypothetical. The record is from RefSeq and is a predicted model, not a curated record. Lineage: Eukaryota; Fungi; Ascomycota; Leotiomycetes; Helotiales; Amorphothecaceae. Gene Ontology annotation, biological process: proteasome-mediated ubiquitin-dependent protein catabolic process. Bases 16 to 753 code for a protein of 245 amino acids. Gene Ontology annotation, cellular component: nucleus; proteasome core complex, alpha-subunit complex; proteasome core complex. The transcript has 4 exons.